Messenger RNA from Hipposideros armiger (great roundleaf bat), 1155 nucleotides. RefSeq names its product platelet activating factor acetylhydrolase 1b catalytic subunit 3 (gene PAFAH1B3). Gene Ontology annotation, cellular component: cytoplasm. The record is from RefSeq and is a predicted model, not a curated record. NCBI's taxonomy places the organism in Eukaryota, Metazoa, Chordata, Mammalia, Chiroptera, Hipposideridae. Gene Ontology annotation, molecular function: platelet-activating factor acetyltransferase activity. The coding region runs from base 421 to 1116 and encodes 231 amino acids. The transcript is spliced from 6 exons.
GCGCGCGCUUUGGUUGUCUUUUCCUCACAUUUCUAGCCCUACAGCAAAUGGUUUCUUCCCACGAGGCAGGGCGCUCGUUUUUCCCCGCCCACUCUCGGCCUUUCAGGUAGUUCGCUCCACCCGGUGACGCCAGUGGGGUGGUUUCCUGCUCCUCCCCCAACGGGUGGUGGAUGGUCUCGCCUCCCCCAACCCCAGAUGCCGGGGUGGGCUAGCUGCCCCGGCCCAGGCCCGAGAGUGGGACGCGCCCGGGCAGGACGUACCGGACGAGCUCACUGCGCGGCCGCCGUGGGGGAAGCAAAGGUUCCUGAUCCACCACCCCUCCUAAGUGAAGACUUCCGCCCCUAGAGAGGAGGCGGCGCCCGGGACCGGCCAUCGUCCACAGCUGGAUUGCUGGCGUCCGGAAGGAGCUGCGGCGCCAAGAUGAGCGGAGAAGACAACCCAGCCAGCAAGCCCACGCCAGUGCAGGACGUGCAGGGCGACGGGCGCUGGAUGUCCUUGCACCAUCGGUUCGUGGCGGACAGCAAAGAUAAGGAACCCGAAGUCGUCUUCAUUGGGGACUCUUUGGUUCAGCUAAUGCAUCAGUGCGAGAUAUGGCGGGAGCUCUUCUCUCCUCUGCAUGCACUUAACUUUGGCAUUGGCGGUGAUGGCACACAGCAUGUGCUGUGGCGGCUGGAGAAUGGGGAGCUGGAACACAUCCGGCCCAAGAUUGUGGUGGUCUGGGUGGGUACCAACAACCACGGGCACACAGCGGAACAGGUGGCUGGCGGCAUCCAGGCCAUCGUGCAACUGGUGAACGAGCGGCAGCCCCAGGCCCGGGUCGUGGUGCUGGGUCUACUUCCAAGGGGCCAGCAUCCUAACCCACUUCGUGAGAAAAACCGACGGGUGAACGAGCUAGUACGGGAGGCGUUGGCUGGCCAUCCACGGGCCCACUUCCUGGAUGCCGACCCUGGCUUUGUGCACUCAGAUGGCACCGUAAGCCACCAUGACAUGUAUGAUUACCUGCACCUGAGCCGCCUGGGCUACACACCAGUCUGCCGGGCCCUGCACUCCCUGCUUCUGCGCCUACUAGCCCAAGACCAGGGUCAGGGUGUCCCCCUGCCAGAGCCCACACCCUAAGCAUCUGCCUUCCUGCAACAUUAAAUUCUCAUUCUUCAG